Messenger RNA from Sordaria macrospora k-hell, 1167 nucleotides. RefSeq lists its product as uncharacterized. The record is from RefSeq and is a predicted model, not a curated record. Gene Ontology annotation, molecular function: alkanesulfonate monooxygenase activity. Lineage: Eukaryota; Fungi; Ascomycota; Sordariomycetes; Sordariales; Sordariaceae. Gene Ontology annotation, biological process: alkanesulfonate catabolic process.
AUGACCAACGCCAACACACUCAACAGCGACCCCGAUAGGCUCUUCUUUGCCUACUGGGUCCCCAACGUCUCUGGCGGUCUUGUCGUCUCCAAGAUCCCCCAAAACACCGGCUGGGAUCUCAAGUCGAACGUCCGCUAUGCCCGUACCGCCGAGUCCGUCGGCUUCGAGUACGCUCUCACUCAGAUCCGCUUCACUGCCUCGUACAGUGCCGCGUCCCAGCACGAGUCUGUCUCGUUCUCUCAGGCUCUCCUUCACCACACCGAGAAGCUCAAGGUCAUUGCGGCUAUUCUUCCCGGUCCCUGGAACCCUGCUGUCGUUGCCAAGCAAGUGGCCAGCAUUGACAACUACACCGAUGGACGUAUUGCUGUGAACAUUGUUUCGGGAUGGAACAAGAGCGAGUUCCAUUCUAUCGGUGAAUGGUGGCUCGACCAUGCCGAGCGCUAUCGCCGCUCCUACGAGUUCAUGAAGUGUCUCCGCGGGAUCUGGACGGCCCCGGAAGACGAGGGUUUCACCUUCGCCGGCGACUUCUACCGGUUCCGUAACUACAAGCUCAGUCCCAAGCCCGUCGCCAACCCGCACCCGGAGAUCUUCCAGGGCGGCAACUCGGACGACGCCAAGAACAACGGCGCCGAGGUAUCGGACUGGUACUUCAUGAACGGCAUGGACCUGGAGGGAUUCCGCACGCAGAUCGCUGACGUGAAGGAGCGCGCCAAGAAGUUCGGCCGUGAAAACGUGGUCAAGUUCGCCGUCAACGCGUUUGUGAUUGUCCGCGACACCGAGGAGGAGGCCAUCCGCACUCUGCAAGAGAUCCAGGGCAAGGCCGAUGUCGAGGCUGUUGAGGCCUUCAAGAAGGAGGUCCAGAACGCUGGCGCGUCCGCGAGCAACAAGCAGGGCAUGUGGGCGACUAGCACGUUCAAGGACCUUGUUCAGUACAACGAUGGGUUCAAGACCAAGCUGAUCGGCACCAAGGAGCAGGUGGCCGAGCGUAUUGUCUUGCUCAAGAGCUUGGGCGUCAACUUGGUGUUGACCGGCUUCCUCAACUAUGAGGAGGAGGUCGAGGCGUUUGGGAAGAACGUUAUUCCCCUCGUAAGAGAGCUGGAGAAGCAGGGCAGAGGAAAGGAUGAGGCGUUUGAGAUUGAGAGGACUGGUGAUGUUUAUAGGAAGUAA